UUAGCUCUGGGGAAGGACAUCAUACCAAUCACACAUAUUUUGCCCACUGGCGACUGCAUGCAUAUAUGAUACCUAACCUGAAUGUUUACAAAUUAGUCUAUCAAUGAUGAGAGGACAGCUCUGAAGCCUGGAAUGGAAGACAUUUCAACAGUAGUGAAAGUAAUCUUUCUUUUCUUUUUCCACCUCGGACUGUAUCUUGAUCAAAGCAAAAGUAUUGAGUGGAGCGACGUGGCACGCGGUUUUUCGUCUCAGUUUUUACACCAGAUGAGAGGCAGACUACGGAACAGAAACAAACUAAACGGAAACCAAUAAUUAUCUAGGAGGGGACUGUUUUUCAACCGUUAUUCCAAGCCUAUUGCGCGUCGAUGUGGAUAAUACUUUCUCUACACCACAGACGUCUCCCUAGGAACCAUAGUUGUUAGGGGUUAGUACGAAACUAGCUCUAUUAAGUCAAAGAAAGAUAGGAACAGAUAGAUCAAAGUGUAAUUGAUCAUGCAUAUGAGAAUUACUUAAACUGUCAGGUUGAUGGACCGCAACUUCAUAUCAGGAAAGUAGCUACUUUCGCAUCACAAAGAUAUAUGGCUAUAAUUUGUAAGACUAAGACAAAGGUUAUUAGCUGUGAGAUGGCGUGGCCAGUACACUGGGGCCUCCUCCUGCUCUGCAUAGUGAUCCUCUACUGCCAACCAGUGUCCACCGGCAACCGCAGCUCCCGGGGGCAGUCAGGUUCAUCACAGAUAAAGACGGGUACCUGUGAAGUGGUGGCUGCCCAUCGCUGCUGCAAUAAGAACAAGAUUGAGGAGCGCUCUCAAACAGUCAAGUGUUCCUGCUUCCCUGGUCAGGUCGCCGGGACAACAAGGGCAAUGCCCUCUUGUGUUGAAGCAUCCAUCGUGCGUCAGAAGUGGUGGUGCCAGAUGCAGCCCUGUCUGGAGGGAGAGGAUUGUAAAGUACUGCCUGAUCUCACUGGCUGGUCCUGCAGCUCCGGAAACAAAGUCAAGACCACCAAGGUGGCGCGGUAGCAGAAAAACCCAUCUCAGCCAAUCGACUAAGACCCUGAAUGUUCCAUGGCCUGGCCAGUUGUCAAUCACACCAUUUUUUGCUUUGAAAAAAGUGAAGAUCUCCUUCAGUCCCCAGAAUAUAAUGAGGAAUACAAUAGCAAAUGAGCAGCCCUAUCAGAUGAGUAAAAUGACUGAUGUGAAUGAAAAGGCGAACUCAAGAGGAACUCAAGAAGCCUACGUCAAACAGUACGUAUCCUUACUUCCCUGCCUGUGUCCUCUGAGAGGAGGAGACAGUGCCUCAGUCUCAGCCAGCUCCUACCUGAGACUGAGGGGCAGAUUAAAAUAUAUUGCUUGGCACUUCUUUCAAUGGGAUUCCAUAUUGUGUUCUGUCAGCGGAACAUUGUCUUUCCGUGACAGAUAAAUGCUGAGCUGGGGAUUGCAGUCUACAUUCAGUCUAAGUUUAGGAUGAGCCACACGCAGAGACACAACUGGACAUUGAUUCGAGAAAUAGAUUGUGAACUUGGACCAAUGGCUGUAUGGAGAGAGACUCUUGUCUUGACUGUCUCAUUAAGCAAUGUGCCCUGCUAGUGACAAGUGGAAGCACCUUCGAUUUGGGCAUUAUUAUUGAUACAAUAUGUGUAGAGAUUCAGCCACACACACACACACACGUGCACAGAGAGCUUUUCGUCUCACCCAGUUAGACAAGCCACCACCUGCAAGGAUGCGAUGGCAUGCAAAUAGACAGAUGCAAAACAACGGCUGUUUGAAAUGCUAAUCACGAGGAGAGGAGGAGAGAGGAAAGAAGCUUCUUCACUGCCGAGAGUAUUUACAUCACGCUUUAGUUUGUCUUUCGAACUCCCGUCUCCCAUGGAGAGGACCUCUGUAAUAGUAAUGAUGUGAAAUGGUGCAGAAUCGUCUGUGCCUUCAAGCAAAUUGUGUCUACAAGCAAAAUAGAACAUUCAUUCUACUGUCAUUUACUAUCCUUACUUUCUGUCCUCUCAACACUUUUGUACAUCUGUGUAUACUCAUAAUAAUUGUCAUUCUUUUGUUCAUUCUUAAAGUAAUUUGAGAAUUCAGGAGCAAAGCUUUUACAUUUCACCACAACAUUGUAGAUUUAUUGUAAUGAAUCUUGCCCUGGAGGCAACUCUUCAGGGUGGUCACUAGCUGACAUAGCCACAAAGUCAGGAAAUCUGUUUUUAAACAUAACCAUAGACCUAACCUUACCCACACUGCUAACCGUAAUGCCUAACCCUAACCUUAAAUUGGGUUUUGUUUUUGAAGCUGGCCCAUCUAGUGGAAAUAGCUUAGUUCUGCCUCCAGGGCAAGAUUCAUGACAAUAAACUACAACCUGCUUGUUUGCUCACCACCGCCCAAAUCAUUAACUUGUAAAAUUAUUUGGCAUUUACAUCUUCUGAACUUUCACAAAUGGUCAGAUGUAAUGUCAUGUUUGUGACAGAAUAAUUCAUUCUAGUGUACAUGAUGCCUAACCUAACCUACAGAGUUUUAGGGGAGAGUGGGGUAAGUUACAUUUAGCAUCACUUCAUCAAGGGAAAUAUAGUAUUCUUUCUAAGAUAU
Molecule: messenger RNA, 2570 nt
Organism: Coregonus clupeaformis (lake whitefish)
Lineage: Eukaryota; Metazoa; Chordata; Actinopteri; Salmoniformes; Salmonidae
Product: chemokine-like protein TAFA-4
Exons: 5
Coding region: 579-1016 (145 amino acids)
Molecular function (GO): receptor ligand activity
Source: RefSeq, a predicted model, not a curated record